CCGUGUAGAAGCGCGCGCAGAGCAGUUGGCCCGCCAGCCCGCGGACCGCCAGCGUCGGCCGCGAAGCUCCGCGAAGUGGUUGCGAUCGCGCGCUCGUCUCGUCAGGCAGCUGUGUUAACCGCCGGCCACCCCGGGGCCGCUACCCCGAGGCCGCGCACCUGCACGCCGGCGUCGCCGACGAUGCCGAGCUGAUGAGUUCGCAGCCGCCUCUUCGACUGCCAUUUCCAGCGUUGCUGAUGCCACCGCCCUGCUGUUUCUGCGAACCCGCCGCGUUCUUGCGCACGUGACUUAAACCCCGCCCAUUCGUAAUUUCGGAAACAGCCGAAAACAAAAUUUACAUACGUCAGAGCAUCCGUUCAAAUUCGCCCUUCUCUCCCUAAACGUGAUAAAGAGUGUUCCGAAUUCGUCGGGUUUGAUCGGGCAGCCUCGGGCCGAACGCUGCAGGUAGUUUACCUCGCGCCCGCCAUGUGCUGCCACGCCAGCGAACCGCCGAGGGGAAGGAGCAUCACGCACAAAUAAAGGCGGUGGCCCCGGAGGAUGCCGGCGCGCAAGGGACUCUUGGCGCCUCAAAACACCUUCCUUGAUACCAUCGCCACACGCUUCGAUGGCACCCACAGCAAUUUUGUCCUGGGCAACGCUCAGGUGUCCAAUGUGCACCCGAUUGUCUACUGCUCCGAUGGAUUCUGCGAGCUCACCGGAUUCGCCCGCGCCCAGAUCAUGCAGAAGGGCUGCGCCUGCAAGUUUCUCUACGGCGCCGAGACCCGUGACGAGCACAAGCUGGCCAUCGACAAGGCUCUCGAGAACAAGACUGAGCUUAAGCUGGAGGUUAUUUUCUACAAAAAGAACGGCGUCCGCUUCUGGUGCCUGCUCGACAUCGUACCCAUCAAGAACGAGAAGAGGGAAGUGGUCCUGUUCCUGGCGAGCCACAAGGAUAUCACUCACUCCAAGGAAGGGCCGCAGCAGACCUCGGACGACGAGGACGACGACUAUGAGAACGAUGCCAACGGUAACCUGGACCCAGAGGCACCGCCGGCGAACUACGAGCGGAGAAGGUCGCGGGCCGUGCUGUACCAGCUGUCGGGGCACUACAAGCAGGACAAGAUCAAGUCCAAGAUCAAGCUCAACAACACCCUGCUACAGCCCAACAGCGCACCCUUGCCCGAGUACAAGACGUCGGCUCUCAAGAAGUCGCGCUUCGUCCUCUCGCACUACGGCGCCUUCAAGAGCUGCUGGGACUGGCUCAUCCUGCUCGCCACCUUCUACGUCGCCAUCAUCGUGCCUUACAACGCCUCCUUCGUCAAUCCGGACCGGCCGUCCAUGGUCAGCGACGUGGUGGUGGAGGCCUUGUUCAUGAUGGAUAUCGCUUUUAACUUCCGCACCACCUAUGUCUCUCGCAAAGGAGAGGUGGUCUCGCACCCCAAGUGCAUCGCCCUCAACUACCUCAAGGGCUGGUUCGUCGUGGACCUGCUUGCCGCCCUACCCUUCGACCUGCUCUACGCCUCGGACGUAUACAGUGGCGAGGAGUCGGGGCACGGCCAGAUCCAUCUCCUGAAGCUGACCCGCCUACUGCGUCUCGCCCGACUGCUGCAGAAGAUGGACCGCUACUCGCAGUACUCGGCUAUGAUCCUCACCAUGCUCAUGUUCUUCUUCACGCUCCUGGCGCACUGGCUGGCCUGCGUCUGGUUCGUCAUCGCCGAGCGUGAGCGCGCCAUGAACCGCAAAGAGUGGGACCUUGGGUGGAUCCACACGCUGGCGGACCGGCUCAAGCUGAGCGUGGCCAACGUCUCUCACUCCGAGUCGUACAUCACGGCGCUCUACUUCACGUGCUCGUCGCUGACGAGCGUCGGCUUCGGCAACGUCUCGGCCAACACGUACGCCGAGAAGACGUUCAGCAUCGUGACGAUGCUGGUCGGGGCGCUGAUGCACGCCGCCGUGUUCGGUAACGUGACGGCCAUCAUCCAGCGCAUGUACUCGCGCCGCUCGCUAUACCAGACCAAGUGGCGAGACCUCAAGGACUUCCUGGCACUGCACCAGGUGCCCAAGGAGCUCAAGCGCCGCAUGGAAGACUACUUCCAGACCAUGUGGUCGCUCAACCACGGCCUGGACAUCCACGAGACGCUCAAAGAGUUCCCCGAGGAGCUGCGCGGGGACGUCUGCCUGCACCUUCACCGGGAGAUCCUGCAGCUGCCCAUCUUCGAGACGGCCUCCCCCGGCUGCCUGAAACUUCUGUCCCUCCACAUCCGCUCCAACUUCUGCGCGCCCGGGGAGUAUCUCAUCCACCGCGGGGACGCGCUCGCCUACAUCUACUACCUGUGCCACGGCUCCAUGGAGGUGGUCCAGGACAACAUGGUCGUCGCCAUCCUGGGCAAAGGCGAUCUGGUCGGUAGCGACAUCAACGUGUUUCUGCAGCCCUCGAAUGGGGCGGCGGGGGGUGGCGUAUGGUUGAGCCUGACUUGUUUGACUGUUUCGAUCGUCCCGCCGAUAUUUAAACCUCCCGCCAUCCCGCCUGCCUGUCAGCAGGAGUCGGAGGGCAACGGCGGCCCGUCCCUCACGCUGCCGUCCAUCAGCGAGGACGACGAGAACCUCGGCGAGGAGGGCCCCGAGGAGCUGUCGCCGCUGUCGCCCAUGCACGCGCUGUACGCCUCCCCCGGCCGGCACGCCAAGUUCCAGUCCAGGCUGGACGAGCUGCGCUACGCGGAGGGGGGCCGGUCGCGGCGCGCGGGCGAGCGUCCCCGGGGCGUGGUGGGCGGCGCGGACGCGCGCUCCAGCGUCGAGCGGCUCGACAACCACGUCAGCAGCCUGCACCAGGACGUGGCCACCCUCAGCAUCGAGGUGCGCUCGGCGAUCCAGGCCCUGCAGGAGCUGGCCUCGAGCACGGCGGCGCGGCCGGUCUGCUACCCGCACUCGCUGCCCGCGCGCUCCAACCCCAACCUGCCGCACCAGCACGCGCACGCGCACGCCGCCAUGGGCAUCGGGCUGCCGGGGCAGCUGCACCGCUCCAGCUCGCACCCGCCCGACAUGUUCAGCUGGGAGGACGGCGUGCACCUGCCCGGCGUGCACGAGGCGCAGGCGGGCGCGGCGCACGCGGCCGUGCCGCCCGGCCACAUCCGCCCGCUGUCCCCGCCGCCCUUCCCGCCGCGCCCCAUGGCGGCCGCGCCCCUGCUGCACCCCGUGCCCCUGCAGGACCGCGCCACACAGACGGACUACCCCGCCGACCUGCUGGAGCAGUUCGUGCUGGAGAACCCCCAGCGAGUGCUGGCCCUGUUGGGCGUGGAGCCCGUGCCCAUGCUGCCCCGCGCGCUGCCCCCGGCGCUGCUGCCGCCGCCUCCGCCGCCGCGCCGCGCCCAGGACACGGAGCUGGUGUAUACCAAGCCCAGCGCCUACUCCGUUCGCCGCCUGGCGACCAGCGUGGACGAGCUGGCCAGGGCGGCCGGGCCGGCGGGCAGCAGCGGCGCCGGCAAGAGGGUGUCCAUGCCCUCGUCGCGAUCACUGCAGACCUUCUUCUUCCCCAAGAGGGACCCCUUUGAGCAGUGGAGCUGAGGGGAUGAUCUCGAGUGAUUGGUACGCGAUGUGAUUGAACUGUAGGUGUUAUAGCGAACUAUUGGUAUGACAAUUGACUUUCCAUUUAUUUUUCCUUCCCUCCUUUGUGGGCAGUACUUGAAGAAUGUGCGUUUGCGAACUGAUUUUGAAUUAAGAGUGAAACUUUGUGAUCCUUGGUUGUUGGAGAUAGAUCCAAACAACUAGACCUUACCUCUUGCCUUGUCUAGAAUUGAUGUCGUUGGUAAUAUAGGAGUAAGCAUGCUUUCUUUUGAAUUAUUUUCAAGGGCCAUGAGACUGUUCGCCUGUUCCCAAGAGAAAGAUUUUACUGGGAAGAUGUUCAUUCUGUGGCUAGAUGAGUACUGCUUCAUGCUUUGCAGUAACAACAUAAAAGCUAUGUGGACACAAUAAAUUUUGGUACGGAGAGUAAAAUCCACUGGGAAACAGAAAGUAUUAUUCAAAUAAUAUGGUUUUAGAGCAUGCGUUCAUUACUGAAAUCAAAUUUUGUAUCUGUGUCUAAUCUAAUUUCUACUCCUUCACGUGCAUUUAACUAUUCACAUAUCAUUCUGCAUACAUAGGAAAUCACAGUCCCAUGAAAAAUACUAUUGAUUAGUGGUUGAAUAAGAGUAAAGGAACAAAAAUGUUAGACUUAGGAUACAUAGUUGUACAACACUCCUACAGCAAUAGAAUUAUGUGAUUUGGUAUUCUGCCCUCUUGUGAUUUAAUCAAAAAAGAUUCAACAUUUUAUUUUGCAGCUUUGUUUGCUCAAAACGAACAUCACUAUGCACUGGUAAAUUUUCUAAUUUUUUAAAUGUAUUUUCAUUUUAAUCUAUGCUUUCUAUCGAGUAUUUGUUUCCAAUGAUGGUCGAUUUAGUGCAAUGCCAAGUCGUAUUCUAAGAUUUUGUGAUAUUGUUUCUUUGUUUUGAUAUUCCGUGCCUCAAAACUUGUUAUAUCUCUUGUUACCUGUCAAUAUAUUAUUCCAAGAAAUAAUUUGACUGCAUAAACAAUAUUUUUCUACUCUCUAAAUUUAUCUCAUUGUUAGAAUGUAUAUAUUUAUGUUGUGAAAUAAAUAAAAAUACAU
This is a messenger RNA of Frankliniella occidentalis (western flower thrips), 4618 nucleotides long. RefSeq names its product potassium voltage-gated channel subfamily H member 8 (gene Elk). Bases 538 to 3540 code for a protein of 1000 amino acids. Gene Ontology annotation, biological process: potassium ion transmembrane transport; regulation of membrane potential. Gene Ontology annotation, cellular component: membrane. The transcript has 16 exons. Gene Ontology annotation, molecular function: voltage-gated potassium channel activity. The record is from RefSeq and is a predicted model, not a curated record. Lineage: Eukaryota; Metazoa; Arthropoda; Insecta; Thysanoptera; Thripidae.